This is a messenger RNA of Acanthopagrus latus (yellowfin seabream), 4623 nucleotides long. It is a transcript of the gene rnf157, whose product is annotated as ring finger protein 157. Gene Ontology annotation, molecular function: ubiquitin protein ligase activity. Gene Ontology annotation, cellular component: cytoplasm. The record is from RefSeq and is a predicted model, not a curated record. Gene Ontology annotation, biological process: protein ubiquitination. Bases 491 to 2590 code for a protein of 699 amino acids. Lineage: Eukaryota; Metazoa; Chordata; Actinopteri; Spariformes; Sparidae. The transcript has 19 exons.
GGGCGGGCGGGGGGGGACAUGAUCGACAUCCAGCGGGGCCGGGAGAUGUCGACGGCAGCCGCGUACUCGUAGCCCGUGAGGCGAAGAGAAGCCGGGGCACGGAGAGAUUUUUCACCCGGGGCUCGGACGGGGAGCGAUGAGAGCGCUUAACGGUCAUUGAAGCGACUCGGACGGCUGUUUUCUUUCUGUUUAGAAAAAACAAAAACAAAAAAACAAAAACGAGCUGUUGACAAGGGAGGGAUAAGCAGAGAACAACCACUAAUCCCCCUCCUCCUCCUUCUCCUCCUCCUCCUCCUCCUCCCCCUGCUGCUGCCGCUGCUGCUGCUCCACGGACGGUCACAUUCACGGCGGGGCUCGGAGCCGACAGAAAAUGGACAGGGCAGCACGAACUGGAUUAAAUGGUCGGACUCGGGAGUGAAGGAGACGCCGCGAACAAAGCCGAGCUCCAGUGUUAUGCCCGUUGACCCGCGUGCUCUUCACUCGGCUGGAAAUGGGCGCUUUAACGAGCAGACAGAACAUAGGCGUGGAAGAAGUGGACAUCCCGUCCAACUCGGUGUACCGUUAUCCACCGAAAUCUGGGAGUUACUUCGCCAGCCAUUUCAUCAUGGGGGGAGAGAAGUUUGACUCAACCCAUCCGGAGGGUUACCUGUUCGGGGAAAACACGGACCUUAACUUCCUGGGGACCAGACCUGUGGCGUUCCCGUACGCAGCCCCUCCACCUCAGGAACCAGUCAAGACGUUACGAAGCCUUAUAAACAUCCGCAAGGACACGCUGCGGCUCGUACGGUGCAGCGAGGACCUGAAGCUGCCAGGUGACGAGGCGGCGGUGAAGAACAGGGCCUGCUACAACAUAGAGUUCACCUUCGACGCUGACACGCAGGUGGCCAUAACCAUCUACUACCAGGCCAUAGAGGAGUUUCACAAUGGAGUGCCAGUUUACCUUCCCCAGGACAGCUCUCUGCAGUCCGAGACGGUGCACUUCAAGAGGGGAGUGUGCCAGCAGUUCUGUCUGCCCUCGCACACCGUCAACCUCAGCGAGUGGGCUGAUGAGGAGCUGCUGUUUGACAUGGACAAAGAGAUUUUCCCCAUGGUGGUGCAGGCCGUCGUCGACGAGGGGGAAGAACAUUUGGGCCAUUCUCACAUUCUGCUGGCGACAUUUGAAAAGCACAUGGACGGGAGCUACUGUGUGAAGCCUCUGAAGCAGAAACAAGUGGUGGAUGGAGUGAGUUAUCUGCUGCAGGAGAUCUAUGGGAUUGAGAACAAAUACAACAGCCAAGAAUCAAAGGUUGCAGACGAUGAGAUCAGCGACAACAGCGCUGAGUGUGUGGUGUGUUUGUCGGAUGUGCGGGACACACUCAUCCUACCGUGCAGACACCUGUGUCUCUGCAACGCCUGCGCAGACACUCUGCGCUACCAGGCCAACUGCUGCCCCAUCUGCAGACUGCCGUUCAGGGCUCUGCUGCAGAUCCGAGCCAUGAGGAAGAAACUCAGUCCUCUCUCACCCACCAGCUUUAACCCCGUCAUCACUUCACAGACGUCUGACUCAGAGGAACACUCGGCGUCUGAGCACAUCCCUCCAGGCUACGAGGCCGUGUCUCUCCUGGAGGCGUUGAACGGCCCCCUCAACACCUCCUCCCUGGCCCCUCCUCCUCUGCACUCCGGUCCAAGCCACGUCACGGGAGCACUGCCGCCGUACAGCAGCGAGCCGCACCCGGCGCCAGCCCGCUCCCUCUCCCCUCUGGACCACUCCAACUCCAGUCAGGGACUCAAGCUCAAGAAGAGUGGUUCAAAGUCACUUUCCCAGAAUUCCUCUGUGCUUCCCGAGGAGGAGGAUGAGAAGUCUUGCAGUGAAUCGGAGGCCUGUCGCCACAAACUCGCAGUGGACCAGCAGGAGAACGGAGUGACUCCAGACAGCGAGAAUCUGACUCUCUCCUCUUCUGGAGCCAUCGACCACUCAUCCUGCACCGGGACCCCGCUCUCCUCCACCAUCACCUCGCCUGAAGACCCAGUGAGCAGCAGCCUGGUCCAGUCAGUGAUGUCCAUGGCCUCGUCCCACUCGCAGCACUCCCACAUCAGCACUGACACCAUGUCCUCCAUGUCAGGGUCCUACCUGGCCGGGGCUGAAGGCGAGCCCGGGGGCGACGACGGUGGAGACGUGGAGGGCGAGGAGAACCAGGACGCCCCCAUGGAGAGCCGAGGACCGUCGCAGCAAGAUGGGGAGCUUUCCCAGGAGCCAAAGGAACAAAACUACUCAGUGGCUGUAGAGGAGCAGGACUCAGAGGGUAAUGAUGUCACUGAAGAGGACUGCUCCUCCCCAUCUAAUGGGAAAGGUGGGCGGAGCAGGUGUCCAGAGUUGGCCAAUAACAAUCAGGGCGUCGCCCUCUGUGACACGCCCUCUUUGGGGUUGGAUAAUGAGCAGGCUCCCGACAGCCGAUUCGCCGGUAUGAUGUACCUUGGGGGCUACAGGCCUGUUUUGGAGCCCCUCCCCCACCACACCUCCACCAGCAAUAUCAACCUGGAGGAGCAAGGGGCUGAGAACAGGGACGGCCAGAGUCCUAAACAUCCUCGCUGCGGACCACUCAUUGUGUAACACACUCAAGCAAACACACACAACAAAGAAAAAACAACACAGACUUCUCCGUCCAGAGUCAGCUCUUCUUACCCUGCCAUAGUGCUGCAUCGCUGGAUACUGUCCUCACUGAACAGGGAAACCCUCCUCGUCGUCCUCCUCAUCCUCCUCUUCCUCCCCCUUCAUCUUCCUCCCCCUUCAUCUGUCUGGAUUGCCUUUGCUGGCGCUGAAACUCCUCUGGAGCGGAAAGAGGAAGGAAGAGGAACAGAAUCACCUGUCUGUUUGUCAUCUGUGCACUUUUUAUCUCACAGCAGUUUCUUUGUUUUUUUUGUCUGUGACCUAUAACUUGUUGUGGGAAUGAUCCGCCGACUGCUACAUUAUUAUUUAUUACCUGUAGGUCUAACCAACGAGAGCUGUAUAUUGUGACACUAUCUUUAGAAAAAAGAAAAAAAAAUUACAUGCUGCUCCUCUCCUUUCCUCUCCUCUAUUACCAGCCAAACAGUCAGGGGCUACUGUGAUCGGCAAUCGGAUUUAUUACUAAUUAUUCUUCUCUGUUGUAAACUGUAUGUUGAACGAGAGGUCGGACACUCUUUCAAAGUCAAGCCUAGCGACAAGCUACCGAGCUAAAACGUGCCGACUCCUCUCCUCGGAUCAGGGAGCUCCCGUCUUCGCAUGCAGCUUUCGACUUCCGCUAAUGUCUCCUCCUGUCAUUCCCGCCCAUGAUUUAUCAAACACCUCUGCUGAAUGUGAACACAGAAGAAGUGGUCGGACUCAUAAGGUGGCGGACGAGCCAAGAAAUGGCGGCCAAAAUGAACAGAAAUGGACUGAAAAUGUAAAAAAAAAAAAAAAAAAAAAGACACUACUCGCAGAAUGUAGGACGACGAUCUCUUUAGAAGGGGAAUGUAAGUGACAUUUGAAUUGUCACCGAAACUGGAAAUAAACUGGUUCUUCAAUAACACACACACACACUCACAUGCUCACCACGCCACCCUCUCCUUCUGCAGCUCCAUCUCAGCAUGUCAGUAUUAUCAACUGGAAAUCAACACCGAGCAAUAAAGACGCCGAAGCUGCAUCUCCUCCUGAGGAUGCUCAUUCUCAGUUCAAGCAAAAACUGCGUUUGCACUGGCUUGUUACAUCCAGAUCCAGACAUCUCGAUGUGUUUAAAUGUUAUUUUUAAUUUUUAAUUUUGCCAUUGUAAAGGGAUUUAUUGUGAGAAAAAUAUACAGUGAAUUUGAGCUUUAGGCCACGUUGUGGUUAGCUGGCAUUUUUUUCACCAUCAUAUUUCCUGUUAAUAGACCUUAUUUCAAACGGUGACCAUUUUCCUCCAACAUUGCUCUCAGGGUGGAAAGCUUGAAGGCUGCUGUAUUGUAAUUUUACAGAUCAGCGACUGAAAAGAUAAUGGAUAGUGAAAAUCUGGAGGCACAUUUUGGCCUUAACUUAAGGUAAAACAAUUUAUUUGAUGACCCAUCAGCUGAAGUUGGCAUUAAAACACUUCUUAGCUAACAAUAGCGUUUGAUUACAUCCUGUGUGUUUUACUUUCAGUUUUAGACAAACAUCACCAAGAUGCAUGUUGGUAUUUCAGAUUUUUUUUUUUACACCAUUUGUAUUGUAUUGUGUCUAACAGUACUGUUAGCUAGAAUGUGGUUGAAUGCUAACAUUAGCUGUCGUCUAACGGAAACUAAUCAGUUAUUAAAUGUGUUGUUUUACCUUUAAAUAUGAUCAGUAGAAUGAUAUCAAUUGUUCAGAUUGCUUACAUUUAUACGACUCAGAACGCAGCAGCACGACUUUUGAGCACCAUGUCAGAGGAAAAUGGCGGCAGUGUGAAUACACGGCCUAUUAUCACCCCGAUGGGCCCCUUUUUCUCCUCAUUUGUGAAGCUUUUAGUUGUUUCGGUUUCGUAUAACUCCAGUGUAUAGCUCACCUCGUUGUUGAUGUUCUCCGUUUCUGUGUUUUAAUUUGUUGCAAAACACUGUGUCGUUUAAUAGAAUGUGGAUGAAAAAUAUGUGAAAAAUUUGUAAAGGUUUACACAUGCGCUCACGUUAAAAAAAAAAAAA